Molecule: messenger RNA, 3205 nt
Organism: Xyrauchen texanus (razorback sucker)
Lineage: Eukaryota; Metazoa; Chordata; Actinopteri; Cypriniformes; Catostomidae
Product: NACHT, LRR and PYD domains-containing protein 12-like
Exons: 10
Coding region: 6-2744 (912 amino acids)
Molecular function (GO): protein binding
Source: RefSeq, a predicted model, not a curated record
UUCAGAUGUUGAACUUUAUCACAGUGAAGUGUAGCUUUAUGGAGCUUCUGAAGAGAUGUUUUGGAAACACAGAAAGUGUGGAACUUGAUGGCAAGAUCAUGUUCAUCUUUGAUGGCCUAAAUGAAUUUAGGCCAUCAAAGCCUCUAGAUUUCCAAAAGACGAAGAUCACUGAUGUAAAGGAGUCAGCCUGGGCUUCUGUUCUACUAGCAAACCUCAUCACAGGAAAUCUACUUCCUAACGCUCUCAUCUGGAUAACCACCAGACCAGGAGCCGCCAGUCAGAUACCUGCUCAGUUUGUUGAUCGUGUGACAGAGAUUUGGGGAUUUUGCGACCAACAAAAGGAAGAAUAUUUUAACAAGAGCUUAAGUGACCGGCAAAUGGCCAAAACAGUCAUUGAUAAUAUCAAGAAAUCAAAGCAUAUCAACAGCAUGUGCUACAUUCCAGAUUACUGCCGGAUCAUUGCAGCGAUUUCAGACACAAUGUUCAGAACGGAGUGUGCAGAGGUCCCCACGACACUUACUCACAUGUAUGCAAAACUUCUGGGAGCUCAGAAUGAACUGAAGAAAGAGAACAUCAUGGCUCUGGGAAAACUGGCUUUUCACCUGUUAGUUAAUGGCAAGUCUCUCUUUUAUGAUGAGGAGCUGAGGGGAUGUGAAAUUCAUGAUAACAGUAUUAGGGCAGACUCAGCAUUUAUAAAAGUGAUUGAAGACAAAAUUUGUCAACCCAAGAGGAUGUCAUUCUGUUUCGUGAAUCACAGAACUCAAGAGUUUCUUGCCGCUUUGUAUGUGACAGAGAUUAUGAACGGAGGCCUUAAAAGUCAAUACACUGCCAGAGAUUUCUCCAGUCUAAAACUUUAUCCAGAAAAGAAAGAAAAGUGCUUCACAGACUUCCACUUACUCCGGAAUGUUGUGAAUGAGACAUUACAAAGGCAGAUGGAUCUUUUCCUCUGCUUUUUACUGGGUCUUUCACUGGAGUCCAGUCAGAGUGUUUUACAAAGCCUCCUGAUGCAGAGAAAACGCAGCUCUUGCAACAAACAGGACAUAGCUGAACACAUAAAAAAAAUGAUAAUAGAUUCCUCUUCUGAAAAAUGCAGUGUCCUGUUUGACUGUUUGAAAGAACUAGAUGACCAUUUCUUAGUAGAAGAAAUCAAAUCCUACCUGAAACGUGGAGUGAAACUCUCUCCUGCUAUGUGGUCAGCUCUGAUGCCUCAACAUGUGGUCGAAUCAUCUGGAGACGCUGAGUUGAGAUCUUGUCAUAAUAAAGAGGAAGGCUGUGCUGUUCUGAGUUCAGCUCUGAGAUCAAACCCAUCACAUCUGAGAGAACUGGACCUGAGUCAGAAUGACAUUAAAGAUUCAGGAGUGAAACAGCUUUCAGAUCUACUACAGGAUCCUCACUGUAAACUGGAAAAACUGUGGUUGAGAUCUUGUGGUAUCUGCAAGAUUAGUUGUGCUGAUCUGAGUUCAGCUCUGAGAUCAAACCCAUCACAUCUGAGAGAACUGGACCUGAGUGAGAAUGACAUUAGAGAUUCGGGAGUGAAACAGCUUUCAGAUCUACUUAAACAUCCUCAGUGUGAGCUGGAUAAACUGUGGUUGAGAUCUUGUGGUAUGCAUGAGAUUGGUUGUGCUGAUUUGAGUUCAGCUCUGAGAUCAAACCCAUCACAUCUGAGAGAACUGGACCUGAGUGAGAAUGACAUUAGAGAUUCAGGAGUGAAAAAGCUUUCAGAUCUACUUAAACAUCCUCAGUGUGAGCUGGAGAAACUGUGGUUGAGAUUUUGUGGUAUGCAUGAGAUUGGUUGUGAUGAUCUGAGUUCAGCUCUGAGAUCAAAUCCGUCACAUCUAAGAGAACUGGAUCUGAGUCAGAAUGACAUUAGAGAUUUAGGAGUGAAAAAGCUUUCAGAUCUACUGAAACAUCCUCAGUGUGAGCUGGAUAAACUGUGGUUGAGAUCUUAUGGUAUGCAUGAGAUUGGUUGUGCUGAUUUGAGUUCAGCUCUGAGAUCAAACCCAUCACAUCUGAGAGAACUGGACCUGAGUGAGAAUGACAUUAGAGAUUCAGGAGUGAAAAAGCUUUCAGAUCUACUUAAACAUCCUCAGUGUGAGCUGGAGAAACUGUGGUUGAGAUUUUGUGGUAUGCAUGAGAUUGGUUGUGAUGAUCUGAGUUCAGCUCUGAGAUCAAAUCCGUCACAUCUAAGAGAACUGGAUCUGAGUCAGAAUGACAUUAGAGAUUUAGGAGUGAAAAAGCUUUCAGAUCUACUGAAACAUCCUCAGUGUGAGCUGGAUAAACUGUGGUUGAGAUCUUGCGGUAUGCAUGAGAUUGGUUGUGCUGAUUUGAGUUCAGCUCUGAGAUCAAACCCAUCACAUCUGAGAGAACUGGACCUGAGUGAGAAUGACAUUAGAGAUUCAGGAGUGAAAAAGCUUUCAGAUCUACUUAAACAUCCUCAGUGUGAGCUGGAGAAACUGUGGUUGAGAUCUUGUGGUAUGCGCAAUUUUGGUUGUGCUGAUCUGAGUUCAGCUCUGAGAUUAAACCUGUCACAUCUAAGAGAACUGGACCUGAGUCAGAAUGAUAUUAGAGAUUCAGGAGUGAAACAGCUUUCAUAUCUAAUACAGGAUCCUCACUUGAAACAGGAGAAACUGUGGCUGAAGUCCAGCUAUAUCAGAUAUGUAUACUCUCAUGACCCAAGCUCAGACAAUGUGCAUCAGAACAACGCAGAAGAACUGGUUACCAGGUUCAGCAAUCUUCAUGUUUAAGAAAGCAUGUAAUAGGAUAUAUGCAAAUCACACCUGUUUCUCAUUAUGGAUUGCAAUGUGCAUCCUGUUCUCACACAGCUAAGUGGCUUACACUGCCAUUCUAAGCCCAGAGCAGUCUAACAUAGGAGGCUUUCAGAAGAUUUCAUCAGAAGCUCGGAAAUCUUUGGAUAUUAUUGUGUUUAACCGCAAUUUGUUUGAUUAUAUUCCAAAAAUAUUUGGCUAAGUGACAUUGUACUAUAGCUUUUAUAGCUUUUUUAUAGCAGUACAUAUGUACUGUAGAUAUUUUGGAUACCCAAAACCUAACACUUCUCAACAAUACAAAAAAGUAACAGGCAGAUAAAUUAACAGCCACAAUAACAUUAAUAUAUAGAUUUAUUUGAACACCAACCCGGAGUAUAAAACUAACUCUUUUGCCCACCUGCCAAAGUGGUGUGUGGAUGCCCAUUUUAUCAGCAAGGUAA